Messenger RNA from Cylicocyclus nassatus, 2285 nucleotides. The record is from the annotation of a GenBank genome assembly. NCBI's taxonomy places the organism in Eukaryota, Metazoa, Nematoda, Chromadorea, Rhabditida, Strongylidae.
AUGAAUAACCUCGCCUACAAAGUUGAAAUGAUCGGGCAACAUAGUAUAUGUCAUUACACGGUCGUGUGGAUAUUCAUCAAUUUACAACUCCUACGUAGCUCAGUUUGCACAAAUCUAAUUGAGAAAACGGCUACAGUAACCAUGACUCCUCAUGAUCAACUACUUCCUCCGAUCAUUACUCUGGACGCAUCGUCCCCGGAAAGAGGCACUUCUCCCACGUCACCGAUGCCAACACCAACCAGAACUCGCGUGCUCUACUGCAGAAAAUGCGAAGGACACGGCGAAAAAGUGAUUCUGAAAAAUCAUGCUCCAAGCUGUCCAUACAUACUCUGCACAUGCAAAUCGUGCGAAAAGCUGAACUAUAAACGUCUGAAGUCCUUCAACAAGCGGAACAAGGAAAAAUUGGAAUUGGCGGCUGCACUAAACGCACAACGUCGAGCCGAAAGUCAGUCUGCAGAAGCCACUGAAUCAGAAGGAUCCCGACGGUCUUCGUUUUCAUCGUGCGCAGACUCACCAGGCACCUCUUCGGCAAGUAUGGACGGUGAACCAGCAAGAAAACAAAGUUCUUCAUCGCGUACCGGUCUCGAGGGACGUAGUAUGUCACUCGGUGCAAUGACCGUAAUGUCGUACGAUAUCUGGAAAGCGAAAUGUGCAGCCGAGAAAAAACGUCUUGAAGCUGAGGGCAAAGGCGUGGGAGAUUUGAAACUAGACGAAGAUCAGCCUAAUGCUUCACCACCGGCUCGUAAACGUGCCCACACAUUUGUCGCUAGAAAUGAACCCAAAGAAAUCCCCAAAGUAUUGCCACCGAAUGCAAAAGAAAAGAAAGGUCGCUACAUCCUGCUUCCCACGAUCCCGGCUAUGAAAGUCUUUGUUGGCGAGGACGCCCCAGCCAUCGUCCCCACGGAACCAUCGAACAUCCCCCAGGAGACGUCCAUUGCCACCACUACGGCACCAACUAAUGUUCCGGCGCUGAGUGUGGCACCAACCCUCCCACUUCAAGACACUCUUCCUCGCCCAAGUCCUAUAGCUGUGACGGCACAGAAUUUCUUCAAUCCUCUUUCCAAUGUGGCUGCUCAAGUGCCACCAGCAGUCGCCGCAGCCACCGCAGCCACCACGACCGCGCCAGCGUUCGGCACUGGUCUGACAGCCGACCAGCUUCUUGCCAGUCUUCUACCUUCAAGUAUGUUGCUACAGAACGCUGGCCUUCUCCAGCAGAAUGCUCUCGCUGGGCUACUUGGCCUGGCUACAGCACCAGCUCUGGCUCCACAGCCGGCAACUUCUUGCGCCAACGAUGUGCUGGCGCUUUUGCGAGCACAACAGUCAGCGCAACUCGCGGCCGCCUUGGCCGCGCCGGCGGCGAAGAAUCCUCUUCUGCCCAGCGGCACUCCAGACGACCUUAUCCAGUCGUUGCUUGCGCAAACCAGGCAACCCAUAUUUUCACACAGUCUGUGAGCUUCUGUUCAAAGAAAUUGUCUCUUUAAGUGUCUAGAACAUCAUCUUCUCGUUCCUUUCACAUUGUUCUGACCCUCGCUAUGAUUCCCGGUUCGUCCAGUACAGUAAUGCUGCAGUCAUUGAACAUUUUUACCCAUACAGUAAUUUCACAAUGCAUUACUGUAAUGGACAUGUUCCUUACGUUUCGUAUAAAUUUAUAUAAUGUAUGCGUUCAUUUUGAUACGGGUAUGUAUGAUGCUAGAGAAGCUAGUUGUGUAAAUUUCCGUACUAUUAUGACAUUAGUUCUAAAUAGACAGUACCUAAUAAGGCUACAACUCUGUAAACAGAGCUUUUCUGCAUGUGUGUAUAAUAUUUUACCUGUAUUAUGUGUUUUUUCCUUUUUUUCUCAUUUUUUCAUUGUUUUAAUGUGAAUUCCAAUCAUUCUUUCAUAACUGUUAAUGCGAAGUCAGGUUUUCUAUUCUUUUCUCAAUCGCUUUUUUUGUUUUGAUUAUAGCGAGCUAUCAUUUCUCGCCUAAUAAACAAGAACCAAAUCCUGAGCAGCUUCGACAACUUACUUGUAAACAGUUUUGAAAAUAGAAACAUUUGUGUUUUUGUUGUAGUUCUAGCCAGUUUUUUCGUUACUUGCAUAGCCCUUUAGGCACAAGCAUACGAUCUAUACAUGCAAUUUUCGUUCAUGUCAAGGUGUUUCUCCAGCGCUCGUGUAAAUGUUUUCGCUGAUUCGCUAUUGUUUCCUUUUUUCAAUUGUGGGACCUGUUGUUCUUCAUUCUGUAGAUUUGUUGUGAAAAAUAAAUUAUAUAAUUGUAUAAUGUUCUGUUGUGGUGUUGGCCUUAUCU